CGUUUCCAAUUCAGUUCCAUGUGAGAAGGAUAUCCUCCACCGGUUGACUGUCUGCUGUUGUUGCUUCAUGUCGUCUUAUUUGAAGUCCAGUUCAACAGUGUUCUAUUCGUCAUUUACAAAUAUUUCUCUACCCAAAAACUAAAAUGUAUUCUAAACAAGUUAUAUAACCGUUGUUUUUUAUUAUUGCGAAGGAAGUUACUGGCUGUUCGACCUGUCCUUUAAACUGUUUCUCUUCCUAAAAACUAAUUCUUUACCGACUUCAAAAAAACAAAGUUUUUUUUCAAUUGUUUUAUUUUAAAAAAUAACUUUCAGUAAACUUCAGUGGAUAUUUACAUAUAAGAAAUAUGUUCGACGAAGCAGGGGAAGUUUUUGAAAUGUUUCGGAACAAUUUUCCGAUGACUUUUAUAUGUUUUGUACCUCUGUUGAUCCUCAUGUCGCCUGUGAUUCCAGCUCGGGCAGCACAUGAGUUCGCUGUCUACAGGAUGCACCAAUAUGAUCUACACGGCACUGCUUACGGAUGUCGCAGUUCAUUUGUAAACAUGGAGGCUAGAUCUGUUGAUGCUAAGAUGCUAACUCGUCGUUGUAUCAUAGUACGACUUCGGGAGCUGACAGUGGUUAGCUACAGAAAGCUAGUAAGCCAGAAUGUGGGUGCUGUGUUGGUUCUUCUACCGGACUACUUCACAAACAUCACAGUUGAGGAGAAAGAGCGGCUGUAUGGCUUGGAAAGGGAGCUUCUCUUGGAAGAAACUAAUGUCCCUGUAUUCUUUGCCUAUGAGAGUGAGGCCCUAACCAAUAUUUACAUAGAUGUGAAGCAUUUGUCAACUGGGGAUCAGGCACCAAGUGCUCUAGAAGCCCUGUUAAGUGCUGCUUCAGCAAAUGGUUUCCAGAUGGUGGUUAGUGGAGCUCAGGCUAAAGCUCUCCCAGAUUUUCAAAUCACUAACAUUCAGGGUCGGUUGGCAGGUUACGGUAUUGAAGAACAGUUGCCCAGUGUCAUCAUAGUUGCUCAUUAUGAUUCUAUGGGUAUUGCACCAGGUUUGUCUGAAGGAGCUGAUUCCAAUGGAAGUGGAGUAGUUACACUUCUUGAAUUGGCUCGUCUUUUCUCCAAACUUUACACCAAUUCUCGAACACAUGCAAAAUAUAAUUUGGUGUUUUUAUUGACUGGUGGUGGUAAAUUUAACUACCAGGGUACUAAACGCUGGAUUGAAGACAGUCUUGAAUCAACUGAUAACAACCAGUUAACAGAUGUGGCCUAUGUGCUAUGUCUUGAUACCAUUGGCAAUGGUAACACUUUGAACUUACAUGUAUCUAAACCACCUAGAGAAGAUAGUGCUGGUGGAAUUUUCUUAAAAAAUUUAGAAGAAAUUACCAAAAAAUUUUUUCCUGAUGUGCAAUUUAAGAUGAUACACAAAAAAAUCAACUUGGCUGAGGACACUUUAGCCUGGGAACAUGAGAGAUUCAGCAUAAAGAGACUGCCAGCAUUCAGUCUUUCACGACUGGAUACACACAAGACAACAGAGAGGGCGACUGUUCUUGAUGUUAGGUCUCGAGUUGACACCAGCGUACUCAGCCGUAAUAUACAAAUAAUAGCUGAAGCACUUGCUCGUCAUAUUUAUAAUUUGACAAACCAAGGCCAGUUUCGUUUGUUUACAGAUGGUCUGGAAGUUCAAGAAGAUUUAAUAACAGCUUGGCUGGAUUGUCUAACAUCACAGCCUCGAGCAACACCACUCAUUCCUAAAGAUCACAGCAUCAUCACCAACCUGGAAGAAACAUUGUCACGUUAUCUCAAAGAUGUCCGUGUGUCAGGGAUGAAGGCUGAUAAAAGAGAUCCAGAGUUUUUGUUCUAUGAUGGUGCUGUUUAUUCAAUGAAUGCCUACAAUGUGAAACCAGCCAUCUUUGAUCUCUUCUUAGCUGUUGGCAUUGGAGCAUAUUUAGCUGUUGUUUAUCUUAUUGUCCAAAAUUUCCAUCUUUUGAAGGGUUUUUUGCAGAUGUCUGUCCAAAUGUCUGAGAAACUAAAGUCACAUUAAACUUUCAUCUUUGUCAGAACUGGCUUCCAUCAAUGGAUGUAUUACAAAGUGCUGUGUCUCAGCUGUUUGUUUCAUUUUCAUAAAAAAAGGAAGAAAAACAAACCAAAAAAAAAAAAACAACCUAAACCUCUCUUACUACUUCUGUGUUUCACUACCAAAAACAGUUACUUUCUUUACUUAUUAACAUUGUUUUCACGACUAACUUUUCCAUUCCUUUAUCUGUGGCACCACAAAAAAAACUUCACUAUUAGUUCUUUGGAAACAACAAAACUAAUUAACAUUAUCCAUUGUUAAAUGAUAAAAGACAUUGACUAAGCAUGUUAGACAUUUCUUGUUGUUGUGGCACAAUUUGUUUCUUUUUUUUUAACUUUUUACACCUGAACUGACUCUCAUUGACACAAAAUUAACUCGAAUCUCCUUUCAACUUGAAUGUUUCUGUUUAAUUAUGACACUUUUACAUCUCUGCAAUAACUGACUCUUCCCACCUUGGAAACCAACCCCUCCCACCUCACACCAACAAAGCAACAAAAUUCUCUACAUCUGUCAUGUUGUUGUUGUUGUUUAAUCCCAGGCCCACCCUAAUUCAGCAAACCUGUGAUUAAAGAUAUUCCAGCUGUAACCAUC
Molecule: messenger RNA, 2648 nt
Organism: Octopus bimaculoides (California two-spot octopus)
Lineage: Eukaryota; Metazoa; Mollusca; Cephalopoda; Octopoda; Octopodidae
Product: BOS complex subunit ncln
Biological process (GO): regulation of signal transduction
Cellular component (GO): membrane
Source: RefSeq, a predicted model, not a curated record